Molecule: messenger RNA, 830 nt
Organism: Culex quinquefasciatus (southern house mosquito)
Lineage: Eukaryota; Metazoa; Arthropoda; Insecta; Diptera; Culicidae
Product: histone H3-like
Exons: 2
Coding region: 60-722 (220 amino acids)
Cellular component (GO): nucleosome
Molecular function (GO): structural constituent of chromatin; DNA binding; protein heterodimerization activity
Source: RefSeq, a predicted model, not a curated record
CCCUGUUCAACUUAUGUCGAGUUCACAUCGCAGCAGUAGCAGCAGCAGCAGCAGAAGUCAUGGCCCGUACCAAGCAAACCGCUCGCAAGUCCACCGGAGGAAAAGCUCCGCGGAAGCAGUUGGCCACUAAGGCGGCCCGCAAGAGUGCCCCGGCCACCGGAGGAGUGAAGAAGCCUCAUCGUUACCGUCCCGGAACGGUCGCGCUGCGUGAGAUCCGUCGCUACCAGAAGUCCACCGAGUUGCUGAUCCGCAAGUUGCCCUUCCAGCGGCUGGUGCGUGAAAUCGCCCAGGACUUCAAGACGGAUCUGCGCUUCCAGAGCUCGGCCGUGAUGGCGCUGCAGGAGGCAAGCGAGGCCUACUUGGUUGGACUGUUCGAGGACACGAACCUGUGCGCGAUCCACGCCAAGCGUAUGACUGGACGCGGCAAGGGAGGCAAAGGACUCGGAAAAGGAGGCGCCAAGCGGCAUCGCAAGGUUCUUCGUGAUAACAUCCAGGGCAUCACCAAGCCGGCCAUUCGUCGUCUGGCCCGUCGUGGCGGUGUGAAGCGCAUCUCCGGUCUGAUCUACGAGGAAACUCGCGGUGUGCUGAAGGUGUUUCUGGAAAACGUGAUCCGUGAUGCGGUCACCUACACCGAGCACGCCAAGCGGAAGACCGUCACGGCCAUGGAUGUCGUGUACGCCCUGAAGCGCCAGGGACGCACGCUGUACGGUUUCGGAGGCUAAACGGAUUCGAUCAAGAAAGGUUAUUCAGAAAAAGGCCCUUUUCAGGGCCACGAAAUGGUUUCAAAAGAGUUUUGUUCAAAGGAAAUUAAAUUGCGUAUCGAUUUAGUG